GGCUAACAUUUGACGCUCUCAUGACAUUAAAACCGUUACGAUCCGUCAAGCCCGGGGUUCGAUUCCCCGAUUCGGAGGUUUCUUUUUGGGCUUCAAUUGUCUUGAUUUUUUUUUCCGAACCUUUUGUUCAUUCAAAUAAUACAUGUAUUAAAUAAAUUAUGCCUUCUCCUUGUUCAACUUCAUUCUCAUUCAUGUAUUGGAAAAUGCUAAUGAAACAUUGAAGAAGUUUAUUUUUUUAAUAUGCAUGUGUAGGGUAACUAGAUUAUCAUAUGAGGCGUAAAUGCAUAAUGCAUUCUUUUAGAAGGGAUUCUUUGAAAAAGUGGGAUGAAUAGAAGUGGGUCAUCGGUUUUCUCAAAAUUCGCUUAGCCCUCAACUCCACACUCCAACCCACAAGAAAAAUAAUUUGGUGGGAGGAACUUCUGAACUUUGCGAAAUUUCGACAACCAAAACCUCCAAUUCCUUUCUUGAGACCAUCAACCACCAACGUCAAAGGUAAGUCAGCGCAAGUCGCAUCUACUAUAUCAUUUCUUAUUUUUUUUAUUAAUUAAUUCCGACAUUCACGAUGGCCUCGAGACCGACCGUCACCAUCAUCGGCAAAGAUGGUACUCCCUCGGGAGCUACCCACACCAUGCCUACCGUCUUCGCCUCCCCGAUUCGACCUGAUAUCGUUCAGCAAGUCCACACCGGAAUGGCCAAGAACAAGCGACAGCCCUAUGCCGUGAGCGAGAAGGCAGGUCACCAAACCUCUGCCGAAUCCUGGGGAACUGGUCGCGCUGUCGCCCGUAUCCCCCGUGUUUCCGGUGGUGGUACCCACCGUGCUGGUCAGGCUGCCUUCGGUAACAUGUGCCGUUCCGGUCGUAUGUUCGCACCUACCAAGAUCUGGCGCAAGUGGCACAUCAAGAUCAACCAAGGCCAGAAGCGAUUCGCUACUGCCUCUGCUCUUGCUGCUUCCGCAGUUCCCCCUCUAUUGCUCGCCCGUGGCCACCAGGUUUCUGCCGUUCCCGAGGUUCCCCUAGUUAUCGACUCCGCGGUUUUCGAGGGAGGUGCUGCCGCCAAGACUGCCGACGCCCUUAAGAUCCUGAAGGCUGUUGGUGCCGAUGCCGAUAUCGAGAAGGCUAAGAAGUCCAAGAAGCUACGCGCUGGAAAGGGUAAGAUGAGAGGCCGCCGUCACCGCCAGCGACGUGGUCCCCUAGUCAUCUACGACCCCGAGGUUGACGGCAAGGAGAUUGUCACCGGAACCCGCAACCUACCGGGCGUUGAGACUUGCUCCGUCUUCGCCCUGAACCUUCUCCAGCUUGCCCCCGGUGGUCAUCUCGGCCGAUUCAUCGUCUGGACCUCGGCUGCAUUCAAGGCUCUUGACUCCAUCUAUGGCACUACCACCACGCCCUCUGAGCUCAAGAAGGACUUCCUACUACCUUCCAACUUGGUCUCCCAGGCUGACUUGGGCCGUCUCAUCAACAGCUCUGAAAUCCAGAGUGUGCUCGAGGCUCCCAAGGGCGGUCCCCUAACCAAGCGUGCUUCCGUCCAGAAGAACCCUCUGCGCAACAAGCAGGUUAUGCUCCGAUUCAACCCUUACCACGCCACGUUCGUGAAGAACAAGGUUGGUCAGCAGAAGGCGAGCGAAGGCAAGCCCCCCAAGGCCCCUCAGGGUUUCUUGGAGGUCCUCCGCGAGAACUAAAAGACUAGCUUGGUGAGCAGCAUAGUCUAGGGUUAGGGAAUUGGUGCAUCGUUUGCUAUAGUCACGGCGUAAUGGUUCAUAGGGUCUCAUGAAUCAAUGGACAUUCUCAUUCUGAUCACCAUAGUUGGCCCCCUCUGUGCGCUGUCAGUCUCCCCAAAAGGGAGUCGGCCGGUUAAAUUGUCAAAAGCAACUAUUAUGAAUUUCCGUGCUGUCAAUGUAUCCAUACACUGCUUUCCGUGCAAGGAGCUUGUUCUCCUUAUAGCCAAAAGGUAGACCCUAAGAAAUGAUUGUAAUUGGUAACAUGAAACUCCUCAUGAAGUGCCAUAUGGGCCUGCAGUAAAUCAAAUUCCCUUUCUAACGAUAAGAUCAUAAUUAUUUCUAGAUAUUAUCCCAUGUGGAUGACUUACCUAAGAGCCGAGAUAUACACACCUACCCAUCCAAUGGCCUGCUCCUAAUUAUUUUGGCCUAUCAAAGGAUAAUGAUAUUAUAUUUGAAACCUUUUGGUGUUGCAGUUGCAGCAGAUGUUUUUCUGGCGCUGCGGG
This is a messenger RNA of Hypoxylon fragiforme, 2220 nucleotides long. RefSeq names its product 60S ribosomal protein L4-A. Bases 563 to 1678 code for a protein of 371 amino acids. Gene Ontology annotation, cellular component: cytosolic large ribosomal subunit; ribosome. Gene Ontology annotation, biological process: translation. Gene Ontology annotation, molecular function: RNA binding; structural constituent of ribosome. The record is from RefSeq and is a predicted model, not a curated record. NCBI's taxonomy places the organism in Eukaryota, Fungi, Ascomycota, Sordariomycetes, Xylariales, Hypoxylaceae. The transcript has 4 exons.